AUGGCGUCCCCUCCUAUGAAAAGUUUCGUGUCAUUCACCAAGACCUGGCACAAUGAUACUUACCCGGCCAUCUCACCCACCCGCCCGGAGCUUUCGGCAGCUGGGAAAAACGUCGUCAUCACGGGCGGCGGCACAGGCAUCGGAAAGGCGGCCGCCAUCGCCUUCGCCCAGGCCGGUGCCAAAUCGGUUUCCAUUGUCGGGCGCAGGAUCGAUCGCCUCCAGACUGCAGGGCAGGCGAUCACAGAAGUCAACCCAUCGACUCAGGUUGUCUUGCAGACAGGCGAUAUCACCGACGUCGCGUCUAUUAAUGCGGCUUUGGGUGCAAUCGUGAAUAAGGUCGGCAGCAACAUUGACAUCUUCGUCAGCAACGCAGGCAUGCUUCCGAAAGAGGCACCGGUAAUUGGCUACCCAGAGGCAGAGUUCCGCCGAAGUUUCGAGAUCAACACCAUGGGCACUUUCCACGCCCUGCACGCGUUUACCCCGUUGGCGGCCCCUGGCGCAAAGUUCCUGCACACGGCAUCUGGCAUCAAUCACUGGGCCCCUCUCCCGGAAGUGCCAGGAGUGUGGAGCUACGCGGCCACGAAGGGAGCGGCACUGAAGAUGGUCGACUACUAUGCUUUCGAGCACCCGGACAUUCACGUCGCGAGCUUCCAUCCAGGCAUCGUUGGCACUGAGAUCAACCCGAACAUCCCCGUCGGGCCAGACACAGGUGAGACCCUUUGUUUAUUUUUCCAAGCCAUCUGGCAGACCGAUGGGUUGCGUAGCCAUGCUAACACACCUUGCAGCGGAGUUGCCUGGACACUUUGUUGUGUGGCUUGCGUCGGAUGA
This is a messenger RNA of Penicillium riverlandense, 828 nucleotides long. Its product is annotated as SDR family NAD(P)-dependent oxidoreductase. Bases 1 to 828 code for a protein of 275 amino acids. The transcript has a single exon. The record is from RefSeq and is a predicted model, not a curated record. Lineage: Eukaryota; Fungi; Ascomycota; Eurotiomycetes; Eurotiales; Aspergillaceae.